UCGAAACCGUUAGCGAAAGCUUUGCGCUCAGUCGCUCCCGACACACGCUGCAUUAAGGGUGGAAAUUCGACAAAACGGAAAAGACGCGACCAAGCGAAUCAAACCAAAGCAAUAGCAAAACAAAAUCUGUGCGAAUUAACAGCAACAACACGCCUACAUAAGCAGCGCGACUCUCUAACGAAAAGCAUUUCGCGAUUUAUUUAACAACAACAACAGCACAAGGCCCACAGCAGCGUCGCAUAUACCUCGUAUACAUCGUCAUGUUGUUUAUGUGUCACCAAAUGGCCAUGAAGAAGGAGGCCCAAGACAAACAGAAAGCGGAGCAACGGCGUAAGGCCCAGUCCGUCUCUGAUAUACCCAUCAUUUGGAUUCUGGGCGGCCCCGGCUGCGGCAAAGGCACCCAAUGUGCCAAGAUCGUGGAGAAAUACGGUUUCACACACUUGAGCAGCGGCGAUUUGCUCAGGGAGGAGGUCGCCUCUGGCUCCGACAAGGGCCGCGAGCUGCAGGAGCUGAUGGUCAGCGGCGCUUUGGUGCCCAAUGCGCAGGUCCUUUCGCUGCUGAAUGCAGCCAUUACCCGGGCCAAGGGCGCCUCGAAGGGCUUCUUGAUCGAUGGCUAUCCACGCGAGAAGAACCAGGGCAUUGAGUUCGAGGCACAAAUCGCGCCCGCCGAUCUGGCCAUCUACUUCGACUGCUCGGAGGAGACGAUGCUCAAGCGCAUCCUGGCACGCGCCGCCGCUGCCACAGAGAAGCGCGCCGACGACAACGAGGCGACCAUUCGCUCCCGCUUGCAGACCUUCAAGCGCAACACGAGCGACAUCCUCGCACUCUAUGAGGAGAAGACGCUGACGAUCAAUGCUGAGCGCGAUGUGGAGGACAUUUUCAUGGAGGUCGUGGAGGCCAUCGACUGUGUGCUGCAGAAGAAGGAGCGAGAGUCCAAAAUUUGUUAACCCAGUGCACAAGAGAGACUUUUCUAGCACAACAAUUUGCACC
This is a messenger RNA of Drosophila navojoa, 990 nucleotides long. RefSeq names its product Adenylate kinase 1 (gene Ak1). Gene Ontology annotation, biological process: ATP metabolic process. Lineage: Eukaryota; Metazoa; Arthropoda; Insecta; Diptera; Drosophilidae. Gene Ontology annotation, cellular component: cytoplasm. Gene Ontology annotation, molecular function: AMP kinase activity; ATP binding. The record is from RefSeq and is a predicted model, not a curated record.